This is a messenger RNA of Fusarium fujikuroi IMI 58289, 1359 nucleotides long. RefSeq names its product putative NADH cytb-reductase. The transcript is spliced from 2 exons. Gene Ontology annotation, molecular function: oxidoreductase activity; heme binding. Lineage: Eukaryota; Fungi; Ascomycota; Sordariomycetes; Hypocreales; Nectriaceae. Gene Ontology annotation, cellular component: endoplasmic reticulum. The record is from RefSeq and is a predicted model, not a curated record. Bases 1 to 1359 code for a protein of 452 amino acids.
AUGGAGGAAUACUCGAUUAAGCAAGUCGCUGAGCAUAACAGCCCCAAGGAUGCAUGGUUAAUCAUCCAUGGCCAAGUCUACGACGUCACGAAAUAUCUGGCAGAUCAUCCUGGCGGUGCCGAUGUCCUCACAGAGGCAGCUGGUACUGAUGCCAGCCAAGACUUUGACAACGCUGGACACUCAGAAGAUGCCUUCGAGAUCAUGAAAGACUGCUGCGUUGGCAAGAUUCAAGGCUUCGAGAAGAAGAAGCCCAAGCUUAAGCCAGUUGCACCUGUCGAGACAGUCAAGGCCCAGACUCGUGGGCUCCGAUCAGUCUCAACAUUGUUCAAUAUAGGCUUCAUUGUCUGCGCUGGUGCGGGAGCUUACUACAUUACUCGCCGUCAAGGACUCGCUGUACCAGAUUGGCUGCUGUCAUCUCUACGGAGUGACUCCAGUGGUUCAAGCUUUAUCAAGGGCAUCCUUGUCGGUGGCGGAUCUCUUGCGACCUUCAAUGCUGUCGCUGCACAGCGAUUCACGAGUCUGGCGAUGAAGAGCAAGCCCUUCACGAGUUAUCCUGCCCACAUGAAGAUUCCCAAGCGAGCUGAGGAAGAUACCUUGCUACAGCGCGGACUUUUAGAUCCUGUCACAUACUCGCCACUUCCCCUCAAGCGCAAGACUCUCGUUACGCCUAAUGUGUACCGCUUGACAUUCAGUCUUCCAGCUACGAGCACUGUUCUUGGGUUGCCGAUUGGUCAGCACGUCACUAUCAAAGCUGACGUUGAUGGAGAGAGUGUCGCGCGAUCAUAUACUCCAGUGUCCAACAAUUCCGACCUUGGCGUUCUUGAAUUAGUCAUCAAAGUGUACCCAGAUGGCAAGCUUACAAGCGGGUAUCUGGCGAAGCUCGAGGUUGGCAAUGAGGUCCUUUUCAGGGGACCGAAGGGAGCAAUGAAGUACCAACCGAACCUUUGUAAGAAGAUCGGCAUGAUCGCGGGUGGCACCGGUAUCACCCCGAUGUUCCAGGUUAUUCGUGCUAUCUGCGAGCAUGACCGCGACACAACAGAGAUCUCUCUUAUCUAUGCAAACAGAACAGAGGAGGACAUCCUGCUUCGGGAAGAGUUGGAUAGAUUUGCCAGGAGAUAUCCCAAGAACUUCAAGGUCUAUUACCUGCUGGAUCAACCACCAGCGGAUUGGAAGUUUGGGUCUGGGUAUGUGACUGGGGAGUUGAUGAAGGAGAAGCUUCCCUCACCGAGAAUGGAUUCCAAGGUAUUCCUUUGUGGUCCACCUGGAAUGGUCAACGCAUCAAAAAAGGCACUUGUUGAACUGGGCUUUGAACAGCCUGGGGCAUCUGCGAAGAUGUCAGACCAGAUAUUUGCAUUUUGA